Hydra vulgaris (swiftwater hydra) is the source of this 2379-nucleotide messenger RNA. NCBI's taxonomy places the organism in Eukaryota, Metazoa, Cnidaria, Hydrozoa, Anthoathecata, Hydridae. The record is from RefSeq and is a predicted model, not a curated record.
AUGACUUAUUCUGGUCCCCUACCUUCAUAUCGAAGUAAUGCUGGUAAAUACAUUUUUUGGGGAACCAUAGGUUGUCUGGAAAAUAGGCAAUGUGAUGUGUUGUGUAAAGAGGCUGUUUUGAUAAAUGCUCCAAAAUUCAUACUCGUUAAAAUUGUUUGGAUUGAAAUAUUUAAUACUAUGAUUAGACCACUUUGUAUUCAUGAGGUUAAAAUCACCAACGAUCAAAGAGUCAUCAUACGGCUUUCUAGUAAAGCUAUGAGCGGCAGUGCAACUGUCUUAUACCUAGGUUCCAAAUUAGUCUCAUUUGAUGUUGAGUCAGAUAAGGAUCGAUUCUACCGAUAUAACAUAAACACUGAAAAGCUACUCGAAGCUAUAAAAAAUGAUGUCAUUGUCGGUACACCUAUAAAUGGAAACUUGACUGGUGUUGUAACUUAUGCUGAUAACAUCAUUCUUCUUAGUUCUACUCUCUCGGGCCUAAAAAACUUAUUACAACAUCUAUUGUGUAAGUUUUAUAAAACAAUUAACAAUAUUCAGGCACGUGCUGAAGGUAAAAAGGAUACACCUAUUUCUUUGGCUGGUACUGACAAUCAUUUUUCUAUGCAUAUUGUAGAUGGAAUCCCAAAGAUAUUUUAUUUUUAUUCGCAUAUUUCUUUUCAUAUAGAAUCAUUUCUUCAAAAUACCAUACCAAAAUAUAUUUUGGGUAAUUAUGGUUCACCUGUAAUAAGUUUAAAUCCUGCAAAUGAUAGCAGUUGCGUGCAAAAUUGCUGGAAAAAAAUUGAAAGUGGAACUUUAUACGUGGGAGCAGUUAUAAAUCACGAUAAUUCAAAUUGCUUUUGUACUGUUACGCAGGCUGGACUACCAUUAGUUAUCGUCGGGAAUCGCAGAAGUCAAAAUUUUCUACUUUCAAUUUUUCAACCAUUAUCUGCAUCUUGUUUUAUUGGUUCGUAUAUAAAUUUUCGAGUUCGAAUCAGUUUUUAUCUUGAAGGAAAUGAUGAGAGUAUGUUAUAUUUUAUUGAUGAUCUCAAUAACUCAAUGAGCUAUUCAGCAAGGAUAAUUAUUACACAAAUUAUAAAACCUGAACGAGUUUUUCAUACGUCUAUAUCAACAGAAAGAAAUAAUCAGAGUAAGCUUUAUUCUUCAGUAAAAGAAACAUAUUCUGGAACUCUAAACUCUAAGUUUGAAAACCUUUAUCUUUUAGAAACAAAGAUCGGUGAUAUGUCUGUGCCAUAUAAUCACACGGAAUGGGCUGUACUGAUUUAUUCCACUAGUAAAUCUUUGUGGGUAACAUUAACUUCAUUUAUUAUACAGCGACCUGUAAGAAAAUGUAGUCUUAUUAUGAAAGUUUCAAACAACACUUUGAAUCAAAGUUUGUUUAUUAACUUCAACAUGUCAACUAGCGCUGACUGUGUCGUAGAUCUUGAAAACGUUACGAUUAUUAUUGAACACCACCCAAGAUUUAAACUUAAUGGACUAAUAUGGGAUUAUUUGAGUAUUAAUCCGACAUCACUAAUUAGUCAUGGUAACUUUGAUCUUAUUUAUGUACAAAAAAUCUACAUAGACUCGUUUUUAAAAUUUUCUGUGAACUACGAGAUUAUUGCGCUUCCAUUUGAAUUUGGACAAAAGGUAAUCUCAGUAAUAGCAACUAUUCAUUGCAAUGAAUACACAGAUGAUAAACCAAUAAAGUUUUUCAAGCAAAUGGUUUUUAAAAGAAUUCUGGAAUUAACAACAAAGAAAGCAAUUACACAAGUCUAUCCAAAAUUUAACAUGAAAAAUGAAACAAUGUUUGAAAAUCAGACUCAUCUAUGUACGUGCAUUCCUAUUGAAAAAAGGCAGCAAAGUCCAUGCUUUCAACUGGAAAAAAGUACUGGCAAAGUAAUAUAUUUUCCAAUUCACGUCAUAGAAGUUAUUGGUUACGAUCCCUUGACAAACUUCUUUUACGGAAAAACAUUUCGAGAAAAUAUUAUUGAAGUUGAUAUAUAUGGUAAAAAACCUCUCAAUAUAAUCACAAAAGAUAAAUGGAUAUCUGUUAUGAGUUCGUCUAAUUUCAAGUGAACAAUAAAUAAAAUACAAUAAAAGAGUUUGAAUUAGAACCUAAAGUUUAGAAGAGUAUAUAAAAUCUUUGCGCAAUAAUAAUUCAGAGAUUUUUUAAGAAAGAUAAAAAACUUUAACAAUUGUUAAUAGAAAAAUGUAGGACUGUUCAUAUGAACUGGGCUGGCCCGGUUAACCAGGCUGACUAAAAAAGUAACAACAAAAAAAUAAAUGUUUACGUUGGAAUCUACAUUUGGCGUUUUCAUUAUAUUUUUUCAAUUUUUUGUUUUUUAAACAAUUUAGAAUGUAUUUGAUUGGAUUAAGAAAUAGCAUAAUUUUUUUACUCAAUCA